Molecule: messenger RNA, 4116 nt
Organism: Prorocentrum cordatum
Lineage: Eukaryota; Dinophyceae; Prorocentrales; Prorocentraceae
Source: the annotation of a GenBank genome assembly
GAGGAGGGGCCUGGCUUCUUCGUUUACACGCCGGGCGGCGACCUCUAUGUGGAGAGCCUCUCGGACUACAGCAGCAGCGCCCUGCUCACAGGGCGUAAGGGCUACCCUGCCGGCGUGCCUCAGGCGGCGGUGCUGGAGGGGGCCGUGGCGGAGGACAUCACGGAGGCCGUGGACUGGCGUGGCCGGCGGCUGCCGCUGCCGCCGCACUCGGUGGUGCACGCGCCGCGCGUCCGCCUGCGUGGGAAGCAGGAGCCCGCGGCGCUCCCGCUGCCGCCGCCUGCCGAGCCGCCGCCCGUGGGCGGCGCCGCCACCCCCCCCUCGGCCCCCGAGGGUUUCGCUUGGCUGAGCAGCGACCUGGCCGCGCCCCCGGGAGAGUUCGCCUUCGGCACCGAGGUGCUCCUGGGCUCGGACUCCUGCAGGCGGGGGCGCUUCGCUAUCGUCACGGACGCCUCUGGGAACCACCACCCCGUGGAGCUGGUGGAGAUCAGCGGCGCUGGCGAGCGGCGGGGGGCGAAGCUGCGCGGUGCGGCCCGCAACCGCGGAGGCGAGGGUGCUCUGGAGCGGCGCCUGCUUGGUGACAGCCCUCCUCCUGAUGGCCCGGCGGCUCUCGGCCGCUCGCCGCCCCUUGGACAGGAGGGCCCGGGCGACGAUCUUCGUGCGUGCUGGAUCGACUACGACGACGCUGGGAUCCGUUUCAAGGAGUGGCGCAAGGUCCUGCACGAGGCGACCCAGGAGAGCCUGCAGACCGCUGGCCUCAAGGGGCCCCCAGUGUGCCUCGCCAUCUGUAGGAAGUUCUUCAAGCGCGGCGGGGAUCCGAAGGCGUGGUUCGCCGAGUGGGCCCGCGAGGUGGGCAUCGCCAGGAAGGACAGGUCCUGGCACGAGGUCGAGUGCCUGAUCGAGGCACUGUGGCAGGCGGGCACCUUCGACCAACUCAACAUGGGCGCCGUCGCGGCGCUGGAGGUGGUGCCCCGCCGGCUGCUGCAGUGCGUGGAGGCGUGUGCGAAGGGCGCCGACAACCCAACUGGAGCGCGGUCGACGGAGAUGCUGCUGGAGGAGCCGAAGGUCGAGGUCGGGGACGCGGUAGAGGCGGCCGUGGGCGUGGUGGCGGGCGGGCGGCGCCGGCGGCUGCUUCGUGACAUCGAGGCGGCGAUCGACGCGCUGAAUUGGAUGCGUGGUAGCGCCUACCGCCCGACCCCCCACAGGAUCUCAUCGGCGACCGAGCGCAAGAUUUUGGGCCUUCAGGCUGAUGUGCGGCAGCGCGUUGUUGAAGCGGCAGCCCGCUGGAGCGACGUUGACAGCGCCGUCAGCGAGCGUGGAGCCUUGGCCAGGCUCUUGAAGGGGCGCUCAGGAGUCGGAAUUAAUUCGAUGCAUGAAGGGGUGCCGGGCUGCCAUGCCGACCCCGGGCUGCAGAAGAAUCCCCGCGCCUACGGCCGCCUUGUGCGGAGGGCCGCGGACAUCGGCCUGGUGAUAUUCACUCGUGAUCCCGCCUGCGUUCUGGGCGUGUUCUUUGUCACCAAGAAGGCCGACAAGCUCAGGUUGAUUGUGGAUUGUCGUCGUGCCAACCAACUGUUCCACAAGCCCCCUGGCGUCGCCCUCCUGAGCGGCGAGGGGCUGGCCAGGGUGGAGAUCGACGACUCCGAGGGCUUGCUGGAUGGGCUCCCUUUGCACCUGGGGGUCGGAGACGUGGCCGAUUGUUUCCACAGGAUGAGGUUGACGAAGACUGCGGGCGGCGACAUCCGCCGCUACUUCUGCUGGCCACCGUUGGCGGCACGGCAUGCAGGCCUCACCGAGCUCGACGGCGUCCCGCUGGAGCCAGGCCAGAAGAUCUGGCCGAUGUGCGCCAGCCUACUGAUGGGUUUUUCGUGGUCGCUGCAUUUUGCCCAGACCGCUAACUCAGUUCGUCUGGGACGUCAGCCUUCGCUGGUCCGAAGCCAGGAGCUCUCGGACCGCGGGCCCUCCCUGGUGUUCGGCGGCUCCCGCGUCAUGGAGCAGGCCGGCCACUGCAUGUACGUGGACAACGCUGGCGUCAUGUCCUUCGACGGCGGUCUGGUUCGACAGGCUCUCGCCGAGGCUCAGCGGGACUUCGACCACGACGCGCUGCGCUUCCACGAGAUGGAGGUCCUUGAGCACGGUGGGAGUUCGCUGGGGUGGCACCUGGACGGCGACAGCCGGCUGGCCCGCCCCGGCAGUCGGCGCUUCGGUUUGGUGCGGCAGGGCGUGCGCGCUCUGCUGCGGCUCAAGAAGAUCGCCGGCUGGCAGCUGGAGGCGGUCCUGGGCCACAUCACCUUCCUGUGUCUCAUGCGGCGCGAGCUCCUCUCGAUCUUCCACGUCGUGUACCGCUUCGUGCGGGAGUCCUGCGGCAAGUUCCAGCCGCUGUGGGCCUCUGCCCGAGAGGAGCUCGUGGCCUUCGUGGGGGCGAUGGUCUUCAUCGAGGCCGACUGGGGGCAGCCCUGGGCGCCCUACGUUUACGCUAGCGACGCCAGCCUCCACGGCUUCGGGGUGUCGCAGUCCCUGUGGUCGACCGCGGACGUCGCAGCUGUUGGGCGCGUGCCCGAGGUCAGCCGCUAUCGCCUGGGCGGCGCCCGCGCCCGUGAGCACGCCUUCGAGGUGGCUGGCUUCAGGGUCGACCCAGAGAGCGGCGAGGUGGAGCGCGACUUCUUGGGGCGGCCCGUGCGGCUCGACAGGGGGGCGCGCGAGAUCUUGGAGGCUGCGCGCUGGGAGCGCAAUGGUGACUUCCCCGAGGUGCCCAGCAGCCUGCUGGCGAAGGAUCGCUGGCGCUGCUGGACUGCCUCGGGGGCCAGACAGACGACGGAGGUGGCACUGGCUCGCACCCGCGUCUUGACUCUGGAGCGGGCCCUGAGCGACCGCCUGUUGGUGCGCUCGGAGGCGUCGAGUCCGAGGGGGCACGCCGGCGUCGAGGAGAGCACCGAGACCUUUCUGGCGCGGUGCGCGGAGGAGCUCCCAGCGGGCCUGGGGCCAGGCCCGCGGGCCGACGCGCCCGCCCGCGGGGGUGCCGAGGCCGCGGGCGCCAGCGAGCAGAGCGACGACUCCUCGGGCCCCGAGGAGAGGGCGGCCGCCGCGGCGCGACGGCGCUGCCUGAGCCUGCGCGGGAAGGGCCACGUGCGUCAGGCCCUCGCCGCGCUGCUGGACGGCGGGCCGCUCUCAUCCCGCCUCGCGCCGCUGGAGGCGAGGUCGGUUGCGCCGGCGGCUGCUGCCCAGUACCGCCAGCGCGUCCAAGAGUUCUUGAGCUGGCACCACUCCUCGGACGCGAUCCUGGACCACCCCGCGGAGCUCGACGCCGCCCUGGUGUUCUUCAUGAACCGCGAGUUCGAGAGCGGGCACAAGAGUUGGAGGGGAGAGAAGCUUCUGGCGGGCGUGAUCUUCCAUCGACCUCAGUACGGGCGGCAUGGAGCGGACCACCUUCCUCGCUCUCUCCGGGCUCUGAAGGGAUGGUGCAAGGCGUCGCCAUCUCACUCGAGGCGGCCCAUGACGAUCGGGAUGUGGGCCGCGAUCUGCGUGGAGAUGGCCCGCAUGGGAUAUCUCCUGGCCGCCGCCCUGUCGCUGGUGAUGGUGGAGUGCUGCCUGCGGCCGGGGGAGAUGCCGGGCCUCGCGCCGAGGUCCUUCCUGCCGCCGGCCCCCAGCGGGGUGACGAGCUGGGUGCUGCUGCUGUUCCCCCAGGAGGGGAACCUGAGGAGCAAGACAGGGGAGAGCGACGACAGCAUCCCCCUCGACUCCCGCAGGUUCGUCUGGAUGGACAGCGUGUGCCGCGUGCUCUCCCGCCGUCGUGGAUCGGACCGCCUCCUGGGCUGGACCUACCGCGAGUACGUGUCGGUCUUCAGGAGGGCUUGCGCGCGCCUGGGCUGGGCGGUGGUGCCGUGCCAGGGCCGACGCGCAGGGGCCAGUGCGGACCGCGCGGAGGGCCUGCGGACCCAGGAGCAGGUGAUGAAGCGGGGCCGCUGGCAGGCCCUGAGGAGCGUCCGCCGCUACGAGAAGGCGGGGCGCGUGAAUCAGGCGUGGAACGAGCUCAGUCGCGAGGGUCAGGACCACGUGGCAGUCUGCCUGCGGUCCCUGGAGGGCAUCUUCCUGCAGGGCGCCGCCUCGCCGCUGCCGCCGCGG